Molecule: messenger RNA, 6104 nt
Organism: Solea solea (common sole)
Lineage: Eukaryota; Metazoa; Chordata; Actinopteri; Pleuronectiformes; Soleidae
Gene: grk3
Product: G protein-coupled receptor kinase 3
Exons: 21
Coding region: 2110-4176 (688 amino acids)
Biological process (GO): protein phosphorylation; regulation of signal transduction; G protein-coupled receptor signaling pathway
Molecular function (GO): ATP binding; G protein-coupled receptor binding; G protein-coupled receptor kinase activity
Source: RefSeq, a predicted model, not a curated record
GGGAGGAAGUUGAGCCACAAAGCGAUCACUGCCACUGUGCUAAGAGAAAAAAUACUGAAACAAAUAAGCGAAGCGGGGCUUCACUCUAUCAUGUGCCAUUCUAGAGCGGAGAAAACAACAGAUUCGCAUCAAUGAAGCCGACGGACGCCGUCUUUAAGUUUUAGCCUGGCACGGUCUCUCUCUACGCGGACAGCCUGGUAGGAAGGAGCCUCUCGCGGCUGGUUUGGUCGGAGCUCGACGAGCUCUGCUGUGUUCGAGAUCCACUUGCGUGCGGAGGGACCUCCACCACCACCACCACCACUACUACUACUACCACCACCAGCAACAGCAGCAGCAGCGGUGGUCCUCGUUCUGGGGCUUCUCCACGUUUGGUGAAGCCGUGUUUGAGACGACUUCCCCCAUUAAUCGCUGUCACUGCACUUGUUUACGGCGGGGAGGGAAAACAUUAUCGGCGCACAAGCAGCACGACUCCCGCUGGCCAGUCGUUUUCAAUCAGCCAGCAGCGCUUCCUCCGCCCCCUUCUCCUCCAUCAGCGUCACCAUCAGUCCACAGCUAGUAUUUCUGUGCUGGGUGUCCAGGCGAGGAGGACCCCCUCUGGUGCUCGGGGUAGCUCGGCAAGCCGCUAUGGAUUAUUUUGUGCGGUUCUUAUACUACUUGUGACUCAGCUGGACUAUCGAGGACUGUGACUUCCCCCGUACUUGCAGCCAGUCUACGGGCAGUCGCUAGCUUGCACAUCGCUGUGUGAAUCCGAGCCAGUGGUAACUGUUAGUGCCAUCUGCUCACUGUGCUACGGGCAGCAGGGGCAUUUGAAUGCUGAAACGAUCCACAUUGGAUGCACAGCUUACUGAACCACACUGUACGAUGUUUGUUAGUUAGCCUACUGGCUAGCAGGUAUAGUGUUAUUUUUGCUAGCUAGCGCGGUAGCUAACUAGCACACGAACCCUAGUAUCGAUAUCGCCAGCGGGCUAAAGCGAGUUAGCUUUCGGGCGUAGCGAGUUUGGCUCGCAAUUAACCGAGUACGCCCUCCCGCCUGGGUUGGAAUUUGUGCUAAACAACUCAAAGUGUUCAAAAACAGAAUUACCAUCUGUGUGUGUGUGUGCGUGUGUGUUAAUAUGAGAGAGAGAGAGUGGUGAGGCGAUAAGAAGGAAGGUUCAGGCUACACACCAAGCGAGCCCAGCAGCAGCAGCGUGUGGACUUUUUUUUUUUUACAGCACAUCUCGGGUCUUCUGUUCGCGGGGCUUGCGUGAUUUUUGUUUGUGCCAAAACGUCCCCGAGAGACCUUUUUGAGAAUUGUGUGCGCGCUCCAGUCGAGAGAGGUUGAACACAAAGAAGAAGAAGCAGCUGCAGCAGCGACAGCACACCAAUGGUCGACUCUCCAACCUGUCGCCCAGUGUCCUCUCUCCUCAUCCCCCCUUCAUUUUCACACUCGCCGAUUCUUGUGUGAAACGGAGAGUUUGUAUUUUUUCGUUGUCUGGACACAAAGAAGCCAACUCCCGCUGUUUUUUUUUCUUGUGUGCGCGUCUUUUUUUGUUUACAUCUUAAGGGAACAUCCCUUAAAUCCCAUACACAUGCCGCACUGGAGUCAGUCCAGGCGUUUGGACACAUUACCAUCAGGAGCAGCAGAGGAGUCUCCAGGGAUCUGACAGCUGUCCUCAGACCCGGCACCUCUGUGACAGGCUGCACGGUACCGUAAAGCGAGGAGGUGCUGGCCUCAUCGCUCCUAGUCUUCCUCAAACGCGCCCUAGGAAGAACCCGGCCCAGUCCUCUUUUUUUUUUUUUUUUUUUUAAAUAUAUAUUUGUCUUUAUCUCGCACUAAAUGGGAUUACAAGGACGCUGAUCAAGCGGCCUGUCAUUUCUCUGCUAACCUGCCACCCAAUGUCUUCGCUCCUGAAUUUCCCCUUUCCUUUUACAACGAUGGCAGCGUGAGGCCAAGUGAACAGACUGCAGCCACAGACAGCGACAGUGUCCGCUCUGUCGGGUCCCCACACGCACCUUGCCCCCUUGAUGUUGGUCACAUCUGGCUCGGGACAGUGUUUUUUAAUUCCCUGAAACAGAACCUACCCCCCAGCCCGGUUGUUUUAUUGGUCGUGGUCGUCACAGGGUCGAAAGAUGGCGGACCUCGAAGCGGUGCUCGCCGAUGUCAGCUAUUUGAUGGCGAUGGAGAAGAGCAAGUCAACACCGGCGGCCCGGGCGAGCAAGAAAAUCAUCCUGCCCGAGCCCAGUAUUCGCAGCGUGAUGCAGAAGUACCUGGAGGAGAGAGACGAACUGACAUUCGACAAAAUCUUCAACCAGAAAAUUGGCUUUCUACUGUUCAAGGACUUCUGUCUGAACGAGAUCGACGAGGCAGUGCCACAGCUCAAGUUCUAUGAAGAAAUUAAGGACUACGAGAAGCUGGACUCGGAGGAGGAGCGGUUGAGCCGCAGCCGGCAGAUUUACGACGGCUACAUCAUGAAGGAGCUCCUGUCCUGUUCACACCCGUUCUCUAAGAAAGCAGUGGACCAUGUUCAGAGUCACUUGGCUAAGAAACAGGUUCCCCCAACUCUCUUCCAGCCAUACAUAGUGGAGAUCUGUGACAGCCUGAGAGGGAACAUCUUCCAGAAGUUCAUAGAGAGUGACAAAUUUACCCGGUUUUGCCAGUGGAAGAACGUGGAGCUCAACAUCCAUCUGACCAUGAAUGACUUCAGUGUGCAUCGGAUCAUCGGCCGGGGCGGCUUCGGAGAGGUUUAUGGCUGCAGGAAGGCCGACACGGGGAAGAUGUAUGCCAUGAAAUGUUUGGACAAGAAGAGGAUCAAGAUGAAGCAGGGGGAGACUCUUGCUCUCAAUGAGAGAAUUAUGCUGUCGUUAGUCAGCACAGGGGACUGUCCAUUCAUUGUGUGUAUGACAUAUGCCUUCCACACUCCAGACAAGCUCUGCUUCAUCUUGGACCUCAUGAACGGGGGUGACCUGCACUACCACCUGUCUCAACAUGGCGUGUUCAGUGAGAAAGAGAUGCGUUUCUAUGCGGCUGAAAUCAUCCUGGGUCUGGAACACAUGCACAACCGCUUCGUUGUCUACCGAGACCUGAAGCCAGCCAAUAUCCUGCUGGAUGAACACGGUCACGUUCGUAUCUCCGACCUGGGUUUGGCGUGCGACUUCUCCAAGAGGAAACCCCACGCCAGUGUCGGUACUCAUGGUUACAUGGCUCCAGAGGUCCUCCAGAAAGGAACAGCGUAUGACAGCAGCGCCGACUGGUUCUCCUUAGGCUGCAUGCUCUUCAAACUCCUCCGAGGGCACAGUCCCUUCAGACAGCACAAGACCAAAGACAAACACGAGAUCGACCGCAUGACACUCACCAUGAAUGUGGAACUGCCAGACUCUUUCACCACAGAGCUCAAAGAUCUGCUGGAGGGGCUGCUGCAGAGGGAUGUGGCCAAGAGGCUUGGCUGCCAGGGCCGAGGAGCCCCAGAGGUGAAGGAGCAUCAGUUCUUCAAAGGCAUCGACUGGCAGCAGGUUUAUCUCCAGAAGUACUCUCCUCCACUGAUCCCGCCCAGAGGAGAGGUGAACGCCGCGGAUGCUUUUGACAUCGGCUCAUUUGAUGAGGAGGACACCAAAGGCAUCAAGCUGCUCGACAGUGACCAGGAGCUGUACAAGAACUUUCCUCUGGUGAUAUCGGAGCGCUGGCAGCAGGAAGUGGCAGAGACGGUGUACGAGGCGGUCAACUCGGACACGGACAAGAGCGAGGCGCGCAAGAGGGCCAAGAACAAGCAGCUGGGCCACGAGGAGGACUAUGCACUGGGUAAGGACUGCAUAAUGCACGGCUACAUGCUGAAGCUGGGGAACCCCUUCCUGACCCAGUGGCAGCGUCGAUACUUCUAUCUCUUCCCCAACCGUGUGGAGUGGAGGGGGGAGGGCGAGUCCAGGCAAAACCUGUUGACGAUGGAGCAGAUCGUGUCGGUGGAGGAAACGCAGAUUAAAGACAAGAAGUGCAUCCUGCUGCGCAUCAAAGGCGGGAAACAGUUUGUGCUGCAGUGCGAGAGCGACCCGGAGUUUGUGCAGUGGAAGAAAGAGCUGACCGAGGCGUUCACAGAAGCCCAGAAGCUGCUGCGUCGUGCUCCCAAAGUCAUCGGGAAGGGGCGGGCCGGAGUGGUGGAGCUCUCCAAACCUCCACUCACACACCGCAAUAGCAACGGCCUGUGAAUACACACACACACACACACACACACAGAUAUAUACACACACACACGCACGCACACACACACGCAUACACACACUGCACCCCCCUCCCCUCCUCAUCAGCCACAGGACAUUUGCUCUGACACGUUUCCCACCGUGAGGUGUGUGCGUGUGUGCGCGCGCGUGUGUGUGUGUGUGUGAACGGAGCAUGACCACCAGCCACCAUGUGACACACACACACACACACACACACACACUCACUCAUCACGAAGACCAGUCACAAGAGCGAUUGAUUCUUUUGUUUUAGUUUUUAUUUUUUCUCUGCCACGGGACCUGAGAGGACGGAGGGACGUGAGGCGAGGAGACGCCGUGACGAGGACGUGUCCUUGUCCCUCUGGUUUCCGUCCCCCCCCCCCGCUUGAAUCAGGUGAAUCCAGAACCAGGAUCUGCAGCAGCCGCACAGACUCUGAGCCGCUGUGUUUACUCAGUGAGAGAGAGAGCGAGAGAGAAAAGGCUGCUCCAGUGGUUCCUCUCAUCCCUCCCUCUCACCUGUCCUCCCCCGUUAUUAUAUUAAGUGUGUAAAGUGCCAACGUCAAUAUUUACUUGAGUCACCUGAGCAUCUGGAACGACCUGCUCUGGCGGCAGAUGUUGCCCCUCCCUCCCUCCCUCCCUCCCUCUCUCUCUCUCCCUCCCUCCACACACACGGAUACACAGAGGAGGGAGUGUGUACGCGGUGGGGGCGGUGGCGGUCUUGGUUGUGGGGGUGGUGGUGGGUCGGGGAGGGAGGUGAUUGAUCAUUCCACACUGCAGAAAAGCGGAAGUACAAGGAGCCACGGACUCUUCCAGAUAGGCUCCUGUACAGCCGGGGUUACCAUAGAGACUGAUAUUUCAUUGGCUGUCGAAAAGUGCAGCUGGUUGCCACGGGAACCCUGAAGACUGGUCUAUACCAGGGAGACUGGUAACCACGGACAACGGUGUAACUAGUGUGUAUUACGGCUACACUUGCAGAUAAAAAAAAAAGAAGAUGAUGGCAGAGGGGAGGGAGCGAGGACGUGACUCUGUGACUCUGUACAUACACAAACCCUGUCUCUGUGCAUCGCCAGUGUUUCAGUCCAACGUGUUUGCAUUAGCGGGGACUUUUCUCUGUCUGCCUGUUUGUGAAUCUGUCCUGGCUUUUUAAGGGAAGGGAGGGGGAGGGAGGGAGGGAGGGAGGAGAGGGAGGCGCUGCGUUACCUCAGUCAGACUGUUUGUUUUUGAAAACGGGGAAGGAUGAGAGCUGCUCAAGGUUCCAAAAAACGCCCGGCGUGGCCCGCAUUAACGCAGACGAGCGCAGACAGUCUGCUGCUGAGGAGGCGGGAACAUGAACAAAGACAAGCUGAUUAAACUCAUGAAAGGAAAAAAAAAAUCCACCUUCAAAUCCACCAAACACAACUUAAAUGGGCUUUUAUUUUUUUGUUUUCUUCAGUCUGUGUAAACAUAGACGCUUGAGUUUAGUGUUUAUUGUCGUUCUGCACGGUCACAGCAGAGACGUCGAGCUUGUGUCUCAAUGAAGAAUCAAUCGUUUAUAUUUCACCGACCGCAAACCUGUUUACAUCAAACUAUGGUUCAAAUAUACACACACACAACUCAUGUCACAAAGACGGUGUCGAACAUUCACCAUUAAGAAUCUGAAGGCCUAAAAAAACUGUUAACUUUGCGUAAUUGUCUUCAUCUAAGCAGCUGUGUGUGUGUGUGUGUGUGUGUGUGUGUGUGUGUGUGUGUGUGGCCGUUCACAGGAAAUCCAAACAAAGAUUGAUUAGAUUUUUAUUGUCGACAUUAAUUAACACGCGUUAAUAAACAUGAGGUUAUCUUUCGUGAAAACGUCAUCAUAGAAACUAAAUAAAUGAGGAAUAAUAAAGUGGCAUUUGAGAAUAUCAAUAUUGAAGAGCACAGUAAUAAAAACCGAGAAAUUC